CUUAAAAUGCCAUCAAUGCUGAGUGUUGAAGACGUUCCCCAUAAAGGAGAUAUGUAAAUUCGGAGAAACAUUUUUUCAAAAAAAAUUCUGAGAAACAUCGAUAAAUUGGUAAUACUCCAAAAAAGCUGUUGCGAGUUCAGAGAUACACCACCACUCGGAGGAUAUCCGCUACUCCUUCGCCAGCCAUCUCUCAGCCGCUUUCCGCCGGAGUAAUCUCUCCGUGUUCGUCGGAGAAGACACCAUCGGCGCAGCAGUGACGUCGAAGAUAGAUUUUAGGUUACCAGAUGUGACUCAGUCGGCGAUUGAGGGAGCUAAGGUUUUUGUGGUGAUUUUCUCUGAGAGCGACGCGUUCUCGCCGCUCUUCUUGGAAACGCUCGUGAAGUUCUUGGAGCGGCGUAAAGACGGCCUGGUCGUGGUGGUUCCGGUCUUCUAUGGUGAUGUCACUCCAUCGAUCGUUGAGCAACAGAUCGGAGAGGCUUUUUCCAAGCAACUGAGUUUAUGCUCCAACCAAGAACUGCUAGCAAGAUGGCGGAACGGUCUGACUGAAGCGGCGAACUUACAAGGCCAUAAGUCAAAUGAGCAACGAAAUGACUCGGAGUUAGUGGAAGAGAUUGUUGCAGAUGUGCGCGAGAAGCUGUAUCCAACAGGUAAGAUCGGAUUUUACAAAAGGUUCGUCGGUAUUGAAAACUUGCUUCGCAAGAAAUCUGGUGACAUCUACCGGCUAGGGAUAUGGGGUAUGCCUGGCAUAGGCAAGACUACCAUCGCUCAAGCAGCCUUUAACCUAAUGUCUCAAGACUUUGAAGCUUAUUGCUUCCUCGAAGACUUCCACGUAACUUUUCAUGAGAAAGGACUAUACAAACUACGGGAAGAGCAUUCCAUCGCCAAACUAAGAGAUAAAACAGUUCUUGUUGUUCUUGAUGAUGUGCGCAAUCCCAUGGAAGCCGAGUCUUUCCUUGGAGGAUUUGAUUUUUUUGGUCUCGCAAGUUUAAUAAUCAUAACAUCCCGAGAUAAACAAGUUCUUCACCAGUGUCAUGUUGAGGGUCUUUACGAGGUACCAGCCUUAAACAAGAAGGAAGCUCUCAAGUUAUUCAACCGGUUCGCGUUUCCGGAAAAAGAACCAAGUGAUGAUAGUAAUCUAGUGGAAAUCUCAAAGAAGGUCGUUGAGUAUGCUAGUGGAAAUCGUACAGCUCUCUACUCCUAUGGCAAAGAGCUGAACGGGAAGACGAAGCUGGAAGAAAUGGAAGUUGAGUUCGAAAAGAUCAAGCGAUAUCCUCCACAGGAGAUCAUUGAUGUGUUCAAAAGCAGCUAUGAUACGCUCACCGACCACGAGAGGAGCAUCUUUCUUGAUAUUGCUUGUUUCUUUAAAGAUGAAAAUUUGGACUACAUCUUGCGAAUACAUGAAGGUUGUGGUUUUUUCCCUCACGUUGGAAUUGACCGUCUCGUUGACCAGUCUCUAUUGACGAUAUCAGAGGACAAAAAGGUGGAGAUGCAUAACUUGAUUCAGGAUGUUGGUCGAGAAAUCGCCAGAACAGAAACUAGCCAGACCGCAAGUCGUUGCAGAAUGUGGGAACCGUCAAGCAUCAAGUCAUUACUAGAAGACAGCGAACCUAAGGAAACUGAAAUUAUUGAAGGAAUAUUUCUUGACACGACCAACAUAAACAUUGAUGUUAAUCCUUUGGCGUUUGAGAAUAUGUAUAAUCUUAGGCUGUUGAAGAUUUAUAGUUCAAGCUCUGAAGCUGCUCAAAAACUCCAUUUCCCUGAGGGACUAAAAUGUUUGCCUUAUGAGCUCAAGCUAUUUCAUUGGGAAAAUUAUCCGUUGCGAUUGUUGCCCCAAGAAUUUGAUCCAAACCACAUUGUUGAAAUCAAUAUGCCUAAUAGCCAGCUUCAAAAACUCUGGGAAGGAACCAAGAGUUUGGCGAAGUUGAAGAUAAUAAAUCUUAGUCAUUCUCAUCAACUAGAUGAAGUUGAUGAACUCUCGAAGGCCUGUAAUCUUGAGCAAAUGGAUCUUCAAGGUUGCACAAGUUUGGAGAGCAUCCCAGACACUGACCGGCUAAAGAAUCUUGAACUUGUGAACCUCUCUGGUUGCACAAGAAUCAAUCGUGCAGAGAUUGAAAAGAAGAUAAAAGGACUGGAUCUAGAAGGUGGAUUGAAAGAAACCAAAUCUGGAUCAAUGGUGUUCUCCACGUUAGUAACGCUGGAAUUUAAGGAUAACAAAAAGAGCUUUUGAGAUUACAGAAUUUUAUAAACUUAAAUGUUGGAAUACCUUUGAGUCUCUCAAAAUUGUAAACUUCCUAAAUAAAAUUCUGAAUAAUUUAGGGAAACUAAGUGAAAAC
Messenger RNA from Thlaspi arvense, 2333 nucleotides. The record is from the annotation of a GenBank genome assembly. Lineage: Eukaryota; Viridiplantae; Streptophyta; Magnoliopsida; Brassicales; Brassicaceae.